CUCCCGGGGGCAAGGAGUCCCAGCCAGGGCGCCACCCGGUGCGGGAUACUCCCCAUGGCAGCGGAUCAGGCCAUGGGGAGCGGUUGUUUCCGUUUGCGCUGGUGCCGGCCGGGUCGGGGCUCGCGCACACAGAGCUGGCAGCGGAAGAGCCGAGGCGGGAAGCUGACGUCGCGGCGCCUUCCCGCGUGUGGCGCGUUGGUAUUCUGAAAAAGAUGUUUUUAAAACCUUUUACAUAUCCACUACCCGAAACAAGGUUUCUUCAUGCAGGCAGAAGUGUAUAUAAACUUAAAAUCAGAUAUGGCAACUUCCUCAGCAGUGAUGAUAUAGACAAUAAUGAAAGUACUGCCAAGGAACUAGAGGAAGCCAUUCGAGUAAUCAUUGGAAAUCUUGAUAAUUUACAUCCAUUUGCUACAGAACGCUUGACAAUAUUUCCAUAUUUAAGUAAAUGGGAGAGAGUAUCAAAAUUGCGAUUCAAACAUGGGGAUACAUUUCUUGCUCCAUAUCCUCAUGUUUGCACUAUGUAUGUUGAACUCAAUUCAUUUCAGCAAAGUAUAUUUGUUGGUAAGUUUGUAAGGUUACGGUUAAAGAAAUACUGAAAAGAAAUGGAUACUAUUAUAGCAUGACACAAUUGUCACAUGUGAAACCAACUGACUUUUCCUAUUAUAAGGUGGCUUUCCCAUGAAAUACUAGUUGAGACAGUUGCUGCUUUUUCCUGACCUUGCCUUCCACCUAGCCACUGUGUAGGAGUUGGGUGUCUAGGUGUAUAACAGUUUACUCCUGAGGGUGUUCUGC
Molecule: messenger RNA, 792 nt
Organism: Chrysemys picta bellii (western painted turtle)
Lineage: Eukaryota; Metazoa; Chordata; Testudines; Emydidae
Gene: MAJIN
Product: membrane anchored junction protein
Biological process (GO): meiotic attachment of telomere to nuclear envelope; homologous chromosome pairing at meiosis
Cellular component (GO): nuclear inner membrane
Molecular function (GO): DNA binding
Source: RefSeq, a predicted model, not a curated record